Messenger RNA from Dipodomys spectabilis (banner-tailed kangaroo rat), 9639 nucleotides. RefSeq names its product Kruppel like factor 12 (gene Klf12). The coding region runs from base 239 to 1447 and encodes 402 amino acids. Gene Ontology annotation, molecular function: DNA-binding transcription factor activity, RNA polymerase II-specific; RNA polymerase II cis-regulatory region sequence-specific DNA binding. Lineage: Eukaryota; Metazoa; Chordata; Mammalia; Rodentia; Heteromyidae. Gene Ontology annotation, biological process: regulation of transcription by RNA polymerase II. The record is from RefSeq and is a predicted model, not a curated record. The transcript has 8 exons.
CCCUCGGCCCGGCGGCUGGCUCUCGGGUUCCCAGAGCCCCGCGGGUCUCGCAAAGGCCAGGAGCAGCGAGUCCGGCCACCCCCUCGGCUGGGGCCCCGGGGUAAUUCGAUGCGGGCCUGGCGAGGCUCCCCACGCUAGACCCGGGCUCGCGUCUCGGCAGCCUCCACCCACCGGCCCACCCUACAUUUAGCGCAUCAUGUGAUCCGGGAUCCAUGUGACGCCAGAAUCAAAUGGAUGAAUGAAUAUCCCUAUGAAGAGAAAAACAAUAAAGAAUAUCAACACCUUUGAGAACAGAAUGUUAAUGCUUGAUGGGAUGCCAGCAGUCAGAGUCAAAACAGAACUUUUGGAAUCUGAACAAGGGUCUCCAAACGUCCACAACUACCCCGAUAUGGAAGCUGUCCCCCUGUUACUAAAUAAUGUGAAAGGGGAGCCCCCGGAGGAUGCACUACCUGUAGAUCACUUCCAAACACAAACUGAGCCUGUGGACUUGUCUAUAAACAAAGCCAGGACGUCCCCUACGGCCGUUUCAUCCUCCCCCGUCUCCAUGACAGCGUCUGCCUCUUCACCGUCGUCUACUUCAACCUCUUCAUCCUCUUCCAGUCGUCCAGCCUCAUCCCCAACUGUUAUCACAUCAGUAUCUUCAGCAUCAUCUUCAUCAACAGUAUUAACUCCAGGACCUCUUGUUGCCUCGGCCUCUGGUGUGGGAGGCCAGCAGUUUUUGCACAUUAUCCAUCCUGUACCGCCUUCAAGUCCCAUGAAUUUACAGUCUAACAAACUGAGUCACGUUCACCGCAUCCCCGUGGUGGUACAGUCGGUGCCUGUUGUCUAUACAGCUGUGCGGUCGCCUGGAAACGUGAACAACACUAUUGUUGUGCCCCUCUUGGAGGAUGGGAGAAGCCAUGGCAAAGCACAAAUGGAGCCCCGAGGCCUAUCUCCCAGACAAAGUAAAAGUGACAGUGACGAUGAUGACCUGCCAAAUGUGACCUUAGAUAGCGUUAAUGAAACUGGAUCAACGGCCCUUUCCAUAGCCAGAGCAGUACAAGAGGUACAUCCAUCCCCAGUAUCAAGAGUCCGGGGAAAUCGAAUGAAUAACCAGAAGUUUGCUUGUUCAAUUUCACCAUUUAGUAUCGAGAGCACAAGGCGCCAGAGACGUUCCGAAUCCCCCGACUCCAGGAAACGGCGCAUCCACAGAUGUGAUUUUGAGGGAUGCAACAAAGUGUACACAAAAAGCUCUCACCUGAAGGCUCAUCGGAGGACACACACAGGAGAGAAACCCUACAAGUGCACCUGGGAAGGGUGCACCUGGAAGUUUGCCCGUUCAGAUGAACUGACGAGGCAUUACCGCAAACACACGGGAGUGAAGCCAUUCAAGUGUGCAGACUGUGACCGCAGCUUUUCUCGGUCCGAUCACCUGGCCUUGCACCGCCGGAGGCACAUGCUCGUGUGAAGCAGGCCCCUCGUCCAGCUGGGAGGAAGAGCUGGAUCUCUUAGUGGCAUCCAAUUCAGCAGGGCUGAAUCCCCUUCACAGUGUUAACGCCAAGGACAUCACCAUCCCACGAUGUCAGACACCAGAGCAGGAACCAGAACGUCCACUUCUCCUUUCCGACUGAAGGUAAUCCCCAUCACGACCACGCAAGAGACGUCUUCUUCACGCUGGCCUGAGAGCUCAGCGCUACCCACGUUCCGGAAGAGCCAGGCAGUUGUUUUCCGAGUUGUUGUCCUCUGCCAUUGACAGAUGUUUGUAGCUUAUACAUUUUCCAAGCUGUCAGACAUUUGGUUAUCAAUAUCUUCUAGGUCAGCUACCACAAAUUGAUAGCUAGAGCAAGACCUUUUCGAUCUGAAUGAUUUUCCCAUCAUCCCUACCCUGGGAGCCCCUUUCUACAAAACUUUUAGUUCCUAAGUGAGCUAGAACACACAUCCGAUCUGUUACCAGCAAAACAGCAUGAACAUAGGAAGGAAGAAGCUGUGGGAGAGUUUCCAUUACCUGAAAAAUAAAGGCAAACUCAGCAGCCCUCUGCAGUAGCGAAGGCAGCCGUUAGAAUCCCACCCGCAACGUGUCAUCAUGCCAUGCCCUGAAGAAAACCAACAUUGAAUCUUUCAUUUGUUUGUCCUUGAGUGUUUUUUGUUCUGUUCUGGUCGUUUCGUUCAUCUGUUUGAGCAGAGGGGCAGCAGAAUUUCAGUUGAAGUCUAGUCCUGAAGUCUCUGCCCUGCCAUGGAUUGGCCCAGAGGUGUUCUGUAGUUGAAUAGGAAGAGCCUGUCAAAAACAAAAACAAAAACCUACUGCCCCACUUCAAACUACAGUGUUCUGUCACCCAGGCAUCAUCUCUUCCUGCCCCUAGUGUCUGGUUACAAGGAAGUGGGGGGUUAGGGGGACUUUCUUAGACACAUUGGCACCAAGGUAAGAGGUGGGGCUGCCAAGGCAAAGUCAGUGGACAUGAAAAAUCAGACAAAGCAGAGGAAAUAAUGAACCUCUCAAGGAGAAAAGCAAUAAUGAAUAAAAGGACUUCUCUACAAUAACUUUACUGAGUACUCACGUUACCAGUUUUUAUACUUACUAAAGGAAUUGUGGAGAGAGGGGAGGGGGAAAAAAAAAAAGUACCCCAGCAUUUUAGAUGUCUUGGUUAUAUUUCCAGCCCUGAGGUAAUCUUUCUGUUGGUUGUUGUGCUUGGUUGGGUACCACAAUUAAAGAUUACACUCCCCUUUUCUACAAUUAUUUGGUGACUAGAAAGGAUGAGGGAGGCAUAGCCAGGAAUGAACUCUUCGGGUAGCAGGUCAGUUCUCUGUGGGCCUGAGUCAAUAGAAAAACAGCGCCCGCCCCUAGAAAGCCUGUCAUGGUGCUAGUUUUCUCUCAUGGAGAGCCAAGAAGAGCAACUCUCCCAUAGGAUCUUUUUUACACAUUUCAUUUUCUAAACUGUACCAGGACUCCCUGGUCCUGGAUUGGCAUCUGCAGGGAUAGUGAACCUUUCUCAUCCUGGAAUUAGGAUGAGAGCAAAGUAGAGUCCCAUCUAACCUCCUAAAACUAGGAACCUUUUACAGCUAGCAAAGACUACAGUAAAUAAAGCAAUACAUCACCAACGUUCUUUUGGGGAAAAUUAUCAUCUAUUUUUUUUUUUUAAUCCACAGAAAGCUGGGUUGUGUUUUCUGCUUUCUGGGGUUUUUUCCUCCAGCUUUAUGUGGCAAAGGGGCUAGGUAAGACUUUCGUUGUUGUUGUUAGGAUUUUUUAAUAGCUAGGUAAAAAAGGUCUCCAGCAAUGACCUUUGCAUUGUAUUUUAAUUAGAAACACUUGAUUUGAAGAACUGCACAAAAUAACCUCAGAAAUAUUCCUAGCUCAUUUUUAAGGUGUUUGAACAUUCAGAAACAAUUUCUGCUGAGAGAAUUAUCCUUUCUAGGAUCAUCUAAUUCAGAUAAUCUUACUCUGAUGAAUCAAGGACUAUGAACAUUGCAACCAGGAUGAUGUGUGUCAGAAAAUAGUAAAAGAAAUUUUACUUAAGUAUUCAAGCAACAGUAUAAUGAAUUUCAGCUCAAAUUAUAACUACAAAAGUAUGUGGUCUAUUUUUUUUUCUGCCAGGUCUGAAAAACUCAUCAGGUAGUUUCCCUUUAACAAGGGCUCUAGUUUAAUUGAUAAAUAGCUUCUUCAGCUAUGAUCUGCUACCGAUUAACCAGUAGGCUUUUUUUUUUUUUUUUUUUACCAACUGGAACUUUUUUUUAUCUGUACUGUAUACAACUUAGAUGUCUCAAUGCACGUGACCAAUUCAGAAUAGAAAAAAAAGGGGUGGGGGGUUGUGUAUGCCAGCCAGUACUGAUUACUAGUCAGUGGAAAGAACACACAGAGAGAAAGAGUCUGAAUAGCUAUGAACUCCCAAACAUGGCCCCCAGAACCAGUGAGGGAAAUCACUCAGGUAUAGAGUUUAGUUUAUUCUGCCUGUUCUUAAGAAGAGCCAAUCUUUUUCUCCACUGAAAGUAGAGCACUGCAGGUAGGUAACAGUUUUUAGAACUUAUGGAACUGACAGGAUCUGGAUUUAAGUUUAGCACAGAACUAAAUGUGGUGGCACACCCCCUAUUACAGGAAAGAUUUGGGGAAGUGAGCUGUCCUCGCCACCCUCCGGAAAUGGGAACCACACUGAGAUGGUAAGUUAACUAAUCGAUCCUGUCCGCAUUAUCCUAUUUCCCUGUCUUGACGUGGCAAUACUGUUAGAAGGGAGCCAAGCACAUGUAAGUGAAUGAGUCUCUGAUCUAGCCCUAGCAACCGAAACUUACUUGGGGCUUGUGUUGGGACAUCACAAAUUCUCCUUGAUGAGAGUAUUUCCUAAAAGUGUUUCCUCAGGUAAAAGGAAAGUGAUUUGAGACAGAAUGAAAUGGAAUAUCUUUAGGUAUAGAAAAGCCACUAUUCCAUCUCAUGGGUCUUUUUAGCUUCUUCUGAAAAGCACAGUGCAAUGAUAAACUACAGAAAAGGGAUAGAUUCAGUUGUUCCCUAACUAGAAACAUUCUUUUGGUUUAGCCGUGAAGUGGUUGGUUUCACAGCUAGGAUAUGGCAUGGUUGGGAAUUCUCAUACGCAUAACUGUGACAUAGAAGUAGCUGCCAGAGGCUUGACUUUUCUCUUUGCAUUGUAUAGGUUGAUUAAAGGGAGUUAAUGUUAUUUGAAGGUUUUUAGUAGAGUCCCUUAUAUUUUGAUCUUGUUUGAAAAGAUUCAUACUUCCUCCUCUGCCUUUAGCCUCCUGUUGUGAGUGGUAUGGUCUCUACUUGAUAACUUGUCUUAAGUUCUAUUAAGGCAUUUAGAAUGCGAUUCUUAAUGACUUGACCAUAAAGAUUAUACCACUGCCUUUUUCAAAAUACAUAAGAGGACAUUUUGUUUUCAAAAUCAGUUGAGUAUCAGUAACAAACCACAUUAAAAGAGAGAGCACUUUUUAUUCACUUUAAAAUUAAAGUGGGAAAUAGGAAGAUAAAUUGUUGGGGGGGAAAAGUCUUAUAAAAUGCUGUUGUGUUUAUAGAUGCCAGUUGUAGAUCAUUAGAAGGGCUACUUUCAUUCCGGUUGAAAUUUGGAAUAGUUUACAUGAAGAUUGUGUUCAUUUGUAUGCAUCAUGUUUUAAUUUCAAAUAUCCAUUUGUGUUUUAAACGUCAAUAUGAUCCUGCACUUUGAAAUCAGUUCAAUAGCCUGAUAACAUGUAUAUGGAUAAAGAUGCAGUAUUCCUUAUUCUGUACUUUAUUUAUCUGUACUUACCAAAGCUGCACUUGAAUCAUCUGAUGAGGUGAGGCCUUCAACGUGUAUCAAUACACUUUCAUUAUGUUGUUAUGAAUACUUAGAAAUGUAGUUGUGGUGUUGUUUUAAAGCUGUCUUAGCAGCCACAGUAAGGACUCACAGAAUUUAAGCAGUGUUAAUACCAGCAUCUGUGCCCCAGUCUGCAUAGAAGGGACUGAAUGUGAGAUGGCUGGAGAAUUGUUAACAGGCCCAGGAAGCCUUAAUAUUCAUAGUUCACAAUUCACUCUUGGACGUUGAUCUCACUAAUACCUGUGAACUUACCAGGUAAAUAUAGCCUAUUAACCAUCAUCAUUGACAAAUCUCUUCCUUUACUUUUUCUGAGAGAUAGUACAUCUUCUAUUAUAAAUUUGUUCUCAAUUCGAUUUGGUUUAGGACAGGGGUUUAGGAAAUCAUGUCUUCCAUGUUACAUUUCUACUUCUCCCCACACUGCCUUCCACUUACCUGGACAAAUAUCCACACCCAACCCAUGCACACAUAUGCACACACCUGUAUAUGCAGUAGCCAUUGGGCUAAUAAAUAUCAUCAGACCCUUUUUUUAAGGAAAGAAUUUGUAAUAAUCCAUACCCUCUAGAAAUGUAAGUUAUUUACCUUAUUAGGGAUUCAGCUUCUAAUACUAUAAUAUGACUUUGCCUGCAUUUUAUAGCUAAGAAAUGUACAUAAAGAUUAAAGAUGCUAUAUUUUCACAGUUACAUUAUAGAGUAAUGUCUGUUUAGUGACUCAUGUCCAUUGGUAUUUUAAAUAUGCUAAAUACUAAGAAAUUGCGAUAGAAAUUCAGAUUUUUUUCAUAAAAUGAUAUAGAAGGAUACUGCAUCUUUAAAAAUAGAGUGAAGAUAUUUUACUGUAUUCAUAACAUGUGAUAGUGGAAAAAUAUUUUCAAACAUGCAGAUUUUACAGAGGUUGUAAAUAGUUUGAUGAAGUAUGUUGGGAGAAAGAGCUUCUAGUUUUCAUCACAAUAAAAAAAAAUCGUAUUCAGGUUUGCCUUGUGUAUGUUACACACGAUUAGCGAUAUUGCCAUAGGAACUCAGUCCCACCUUAUCAGAACACAUUCUCUAUCUUCUGUCAAAACAGAGUGACCAUGCAUCAUGGUUUAGUAAGAAUGGUUGAAAACUUCCUGAAGUCAUUUUAAGUUGCUACAGACAACAAAUUUUAAUGUCUUUUCUUCCUGUAGAGAGAAUAGGAAUUUAUUUGUGCUAAAGAUCACCUAGGAUUGUUUUCUCUUCCUGUUUUCUUCCUCCUCUGCAAAAUACUUCUUGAUUAAAAAAAAGAAAAGCAGAAAGCAAUACAGGUGUUUAUUCUUGUUUGAAUUCCAGAAGAAUUGCUUUUAGGCAUAGCUGCAUGUUGACAAGAUUAAGUGCUAUGGAUUUGGUCACAUGUAAAAUGAAUCUGUACUGGCAAUGGGAAUAAGCUAAUGCCUAUUUUCUAAAAUUAAUUAAGUGCUAAAAGUGCCUGUCUAUAGACAUGACCAAUGAGAUGUUUCUAUACUUUUUCACAGCAAUAAUUCUUCAGAUAUUUUGAAAACACAUAUAUCCAGAGUAAAUGUAUGCACAUAGUAAAUUGAAUCUGUUCACAUAUCCUCAGGGGAGGGUGAAAAAAGCUUUUAUGACUUUUAAGGAUCAAAUCUUAUUUCUCAUUAGCAUUUCUUAAUUUGAUUUUCUCGCUUGAAGAAUAUAAGAAUGCAAAUAUGAACAGUAAGGUCAAUCUUCAAUGUAUACUAAGGGCAGAUGGUAACUAUAAUUUUGGAUAAAAUGUUGUGAUUUAUCCCUUAUGAAACAGUAUACAUAACUCAAGAAGCUUUGCUCAGUUCAAAAAUACCAAUUUAUUUAAAGCAAAACUCUGAGAGAUAUUUGUCUACGUAUUAUGUCCUCUUAUAUCAAAUGCACAAGCAUAUCUAUAUGUUUCAUGCUUACUUUUUCCCCUUACAUUUUCUAAUAUAUGUAUUUCUAAGAACCAUUUGGGGAUGAUAGUAACAUUUCUUUCCAAAAUAUCUACCAAAGUGCUACUGAGGUUUUCUCAGCCUAGCUUUUAACCCAUUUUGCAGUUUCCUGAAAAUUACCUGCUUUACAGUUCAGAAUUUCACAAGUAUUUCCCCCCCCAAAAAAUAAAAGAUUUUACUGCUAAAAGUGGAGUCAUGGGUAAAAAUACACAGAGGCUGUUUGAAUAGACACGAACCCUGGAAAUUCUCCAACUCUGUCAUCUCAGAGCACAAAUACACCCAAACAAGUUGUGGUUAACAGCAAAAUUAUACUCUUUUUUUUUUUUUCAGAGCCAAACAUUUGGUAAGAGCAAUUUUAAAAGUAUGACUGACAUUAAACCUUUCAGGCUUUAGUCAAUGUAGACUACUACCACCAUGGACAGAAUUUUCCAGAGCCAGAUCACAGGCCUAGUAAACCAUCCUGCUUCCUCUUAAGUUGCAGGAUGGAGAAGGGACAGGAACUGCACCCAGGAUGAAGCAGAGAUAACUGGAUGUCAAAGGAAAGUCACUGUGCUUCUUGGUCUGCUGAAGUUAAAUUUUGACUGGCCUUCAUUGUGCAUGUUGUAUGAAAGCACUACAUAUCCUGAAAGGUCAAAAUGAAGGAAAAAGAAAAUAUUCUUCAUUAAAUACUUACUAUGCCCUAAGCAUUAUGAGAGGAAGCGUUAGACACAUUACUGCCAAUCUCUACAACAGAUCUUCAUUCUAUAGAUGGGGAAAUUGAGGCACAAAGAGGCUGAGAUGUCAAUGAACACAAAAAGUAAAUGGUAGAGACGGAAUGGCAAGCCUCCUGGCUCUGUACCCACUAACCACACUGUCCAUUUUGUCCCAGUACUUACCUUUUCAUAUCUCUAACUCAGUUGUAUUAUUGGCACCCUGUAUGAAUUAUCAUCUUCUGGGUGAAAUAUCAUCACUUAAUGUAACAUGUGACUUUGACAAUGGUGGAGAAUAUUUGAAAUGGAAAUUUGUUUACAAAGGAUCAUUAAAAACCAAUAGAGACAACCAAACAUAUCCCUGAACUUGCCUCUUUCUUUCCAAAUGUUUGGCCUGGAGUUUCAGGACCAGCAAAACUUCCCCCCACUAAGUAUCAUUUUAGCCCAAGUUGGUUCUUCUCAACUCUAUACCUGUCUUUGUUUAUACACUAAAUAUCUUCUCACUAACAGAUCUGCUAAUGUAAGGUACAUUUGAAUCCUUACCUCUGUGGACUUAGUAAUAUCAGAGGUUACUCUUGCAAGUGGUAAUGGGGUGGUGGUCACAAAUAUUCAGAUGAUGAUCAAUGAAUGACUCCAGAUUUCUCACUUAAACAGCGCUGUUUUGGAAUGUAUUAAAUAGUCCCACAAAUAAGUUGUUUAUAGUAUUGUCAGUUUAGCUGAGUUUUAUGCACGAAGCUGUCUAAUAUCAGAGAAAUGAAAUCCUGCCCACUCUAUGUAGGACAAGAUCUCUGACAGCAUUGAUUCAUGAAAGCACUAAUGGACUUCAAAAAACAUUAAGAGAAUGUCAUUUCCCAUAGCAUUUGUGUAUUUGGAAAAUGAAUCUCCUGAAUUAGGAUCUUUCUCCCUGUUACUUGACUGGAGGAGGAGAUAAACUUGUAUAAACAAAUCCCCAUGUUGAAAGCCAGUGACCAUGUAUCCAGUGACUGCAGACUGGGGCUCGUUCCUCUCAGUUAAUUUGGUUUCAGCACCAAUAAUUUCUAAAUGACAAAACCACCGCUGUAGGCCAGUUUAAAAGAGUUGCACAGAGGACAGAAUCCUACCAGUACUUUUUCUUUCGGGAUUUCAUCUCUAGAAAUUUGAAGUAUUUGUCCUUUCAUUCCAAAGCAAGUUAACCAAGACUUCCACAGAGAUUUUUUUUUUUCUUGUUGAGAAAUGAGGGUGAAUAGAAGGAUAGAAUGGGGGUGUAAAUACAAAAGUACAAGUGUCCACGCAUUCAUAAAAAAAAAAGUAAGGUAUUUUCAGGGCAUAUCAAAUCUUUCUAUUAAUUUCAUGCUCUAAAGAUACAAUAUAAAACAUUAUAGAAAAUGCUUUUGCGCUAUUCCUAUUUCUUAGUUUUCCCAUGACAGAAUUUUGUGAUUGCAUCCAGACCAUACCAUAUAUUUUGUUCUUCAGACUUUAUUCCUUUGGAUGGGGAUUGUUGAACUGGGGCACUGGUGCCUAUAUACAAGGCUCUUUCCUAUCAACUUGUCUGUCCACAAUUUGUUGUGUUGAAAGAUUCAUUAAAAAAAAAAUCUAUGUCCCCUCAGUGGAUGGUAGUUGUAUUGUUUUGUUCAUGUCUGUGUGGGACACAUUGCAUCACAUGGCAAACCAACUCUGUGGAAAUGAGAUAAUUAGUUGAUAAAACCAGCUUGAAAAACAUUGUCUAUGUAUUAUGUCAUCCUGCAUCAUAAUGCAAUUAUGUGUAUCAUGAUCAUUUUUU